Messenger RNA from Trametes versicolor FP-101664 SS1, 603 nucleotides. RefSeq names its product nascent polypeptide-associated complex alpha subunit. The transcript is spliced from 4 exons. The record is from RefSeq and is a predicted model, not a curated record. NCBI's taxonomy places the organism in Eukaryota, Fungi, Basidiomycota, Agaricomycetes, Polyporales, Polyporaceae. Gene Ontology annotation, biological process: protein targeting to membrane. The coding region runs from base 1 to 603 and encodes 200 amino acids. Gene Ontology annotation, cellular component: nascent polypeptide-associated complex; cytoplasm.
AUGUCCGCCACCAUCGAGGAAGUCCACUCCGACCACUCGUCGCACGACCACGAGCAUGACCACGAGCAUGACCACGACCACGACCACGACGAGGACCCCACCUCCCAGGCGGCGCUUGACAAGAUCCAGUCGCGCUCCGAGCGUAAGGCCAGGAAGGCUCUGAUCACCCUCGGUCUCAAGAAGGUCCCGGGCAUCACCCGUGUCACCCUCCGGAGGCCCAAGAACGUCCUGUUCGUGAUCGCGAGCCCCGAUGUGUACAAGUCGCCCAACAGCGACUGCUACAUCGUCUUCGGUGAGGCGAAGAUCGAGGACAUGAACUCGCAGGCGCAGCUCUCCGCUGCCCAGCAGCUCGCGAGCGGCGGCGGUUCCAGCGGUGUCCCCAACCUCGAGGGUUCCAGCAUCGACCGUGAGCCCGCUGAUGACGAUGACAUCCCCGAGCUCGAGGCGGUUGAGGAGGACGGCAACGUCGAUGAGACCGGUGUCGACCCCAAGGACAUCGAGCUUGUCAUCCAGCAGGUUGGCUGCACGCGCGCGAAGGCCGUACGGGUAUUGAAGGAGAGCGGAGGUGAUCUGAUCAAUGCGAUCAUGGCCGCAAGCGAGUGA